Messenger RNA from Sceloporus undulatus (fence lizard), 594 nucleotides. It is a transcript of the gene TMPRSS4, whose product is annotated as transmembrane serine protease 4. Gene Ontology annotation, biological process: proteolysis. Gene Ontology annotation, molecular function: serine-type endopeptidase activity. The record is from RefSeq and is a predicted model, not a curated record. NCBI's taxonomy places the organism in Eukaryota, Metazoa, Chordata, Lepidosauria, Squamata, Phrynosomatidae.
AUGUCUCCACAUGUUCCCAAAGAUGAGGACAUUGCCCUGGUCAAACUGCAGAGGCCCCUGGGCAGCCUGGAGCCAGUGAUGCCCAUCUGUCUGCCCUCCUUUAAUGAGGAAAUUACUCCAGGUGACCCCUUGUGGGUCACAGGCUGGGGCUUCACCAGGAGGGGAGGUGGCAAACUGUCCAAGACGCUGCAGCAGGCGAAGGUAGCACUGAUGGAGAGCGAUGCUUGCAAUGCAGCUGAGGCCUACCAGGGGCAAGUGACAGAAAGGAUGCUCUGCGCAGCACCCGAGGGCAGGGCCGACAUUUGCCAGGGAGACAGCGGAGGGCCCCUUGAUGCACAUGUGGCAGGGCCAGUGGCUCCUGGUAGGGUGAUCAGUUGGGGCCACGGCUGUGGCAGCCUCCGCCACACCAGGCGUCUCACCCAUGCGGCCUACCUCAACUGGAUCUACACCAUCCUCAGGCCACAGUGUUCUUCUGCCCCCCUCAGUGGUCAGGAAUUGAGCCUCCUCACGCCCUCCCAUGAGGGGCUGAGGAGCUCCUGCAGAAUCCUCACUGGGCUGUUGGUCCAUGGGGAGGGAGAGGAAACAGUAUCUUGA